Messenger RNA from Drosophila willistoni, 1216 nucleotides. RefSeq lists its product as uncharacterized. NCBI's taxonomy places the organism in Eukaryota, Metazoa, Arthropoda, Insecta, Diptera, Drosophilidae. The coding region runs from base 150 to 677 and encodes 175 amino acids. The record is from RefSeq and is a predicted model, not a curated record. The transcript is spliced from 3 exons.
GAAGCACGGAAGAAGGCUGCAUUGCUUACGCUGGCUGGCGCUCCACUGUUCGAGCUUCUAACGUCAUUGGCAUCCCCUACUCAGAUCAUCGCCCAUUGCUCGGAAUAUUUACAACGGCCAAGGCAACUCCAAAUGUAAUUUCCACACAGAUGCUUCGAAUAGCAAUGGGCAACGCCGACAUCUUAAGCCCAUGCCCAUCAUUACCACAACAAAGCGAAGGCAACACUACAGAAGAAGUGUUAAUGAUUGAAUGGGCUGGACCACCACUGGUCAGCGCUCAAUCUCUAGCAUUACAGACUAAGAAGGAUGCGCAUUUAUCAAAGGUUCUGAACUGGGUGUUAAGGGGAUGGCCCAAUGGAAAAGUUGAUAGUUCAGAUCAGUUCUACUCGUAUUUUUGUCGGCGACAUGAGCUUUCAGCAAACAAAGGAAUUCUUGUAUGGGGCAACUGGGCUGUAAUUCCCGAACCAUCUAGACCGGCUUUACUUCAAGCGUUGCAUGCUUCACACCCGGGGAUUGUAAAAAUGAAUGCCAUGGCUCGAAGCUACAUUUGGUGGCCUAAUAUUGAUGCUGAAAUAGAGCAUGUUGCAAUCUCUGUCAGCAAAACCGAAACGAACAGCCUCAUACAACUACACACCAUUGGGAAUCUGCCAGACAACCUUGGUCACGCCUUUAUAUAGACUUCCCCUUUAAUGGGAAUACCUUUUUACUAGUCGUGGAUUCAUUUUCGAAAUGGCUAGAAGUCUCUGUUGUGAAAUCUACAUCAUCUGCUGCUGGAUUACCCGACGAAAUAGUUUCAGAUAAUGGCACUGCAUUCACGUCUGAAGAAUUCAGGAUCUUUAUGAGCAACAACGUGAUUCGACACAUUCGGUCAGCUCCAUUUCAUCCUGCCACAAAUGGGCAAGCCGAGCGCAUGGUACAAAGUACCAAGAAUUACCUGAAAAAGUUUGACAGAAAUCUUAACAUAGAUCUCGCACUGGCGCGGUAUCUUUUAAGCCAACAUACUACCCCUCACUCCACGACAAAUCGUUCCCCUGCAGAACUACUAUAUAACCGAGACCUUAAGUCAUAUUUCGACAAAAUUCAACCCAAGGAAAUAACAUACGAAAAGGUCUACGACCCAACAAAUGAUAAGCAGUUUUCUAUUGGUACUCCGGUUUGGGUCCGUAACUACGCCCCCGGUCCGAAGUGGAUAGAAGGCGAAAUUGUGGACCAGACA